Scomber scombrus (Atlantic mackerel) is the source of this 2937-nucleotide messenger RNA. RefSeq names its product ddb1 and cul4 associated factor 13 (gene dcaf13). The transcript is spliced from 11 exons. Gene Ontology annotation, molecular function: protein binding. The record is from RefSeq and is a predicted model, not a curated record. NCBI's taxonomy places the organism in Eukaryota, Metazoa, Chordata, Actinopteri, Scombriformes, Scombridae. Gene Ontology annotation, biological process: maturation of SSU-rRNA from tricistronic rRNA transcript (SSU-rRNA, 5.8S rRNA, LSU-rRNA). Gene Ontology annotation, cellular component: nucleolus; small-subunit processome. Bases 329 to 1666 code for a protein of 445 amino acids.
AAGUACUGGAUUUCCCAAAAUGCAAUGCGAUACAUUUUCUUCACCACCCGCUUUCUGUGGAGACCCGCCCUACUCUGCUACUGAUUGGUUAUAGUGGUCAAAUUUGGGUCUCGGGAGUACAAUUGGUUGGAUUAGAGUAAGAAUGUCAGGGUCAGAGCCAAUCAGAGGCAGAGUAGGACGGGUCUUAACAGAAUGCGGGUGGAAAAAAAAAUUUAACGCCACUACAUCAACACAUGGCUGGUGAAACCUGUGCUUGCUGAUAUUUUUCUUCUUUAAAAUUAAUCUCACUGUGUUUUAAAAGUGUGUUCAUAUUUCGUUCUGCCGCCAAAUGAAAGUCAAAGUCCUCUCGAGGAACCCGGACGACUAUGUCCGGGAGACCAAACUAGAUAUACAGCGCGUCCCUAGAAACUAUGACCCAACCCUUCACCCGUUUGAGGUGGGUAGAGAAUACACCCGGGCUCUGAAUGCCACUAAGCUGGAGAGGGUGUUCGCCAAGCCUUUCCUGGCCUCCCUGGACGGGCACAGAGAUGGAGUCAACUGCAUGGCCAAACACAGCAAGAGCCUCUCCACUCUGCUGUCUGGCUCCUGCGAUGGAGAGGUGAAAGUGUGGAAUCUGAGCACGCACGAGUGUGUCCACACCCUCCAAGCACAUGAAGGUUUUGUCCGGGGAAUGGUCGUCCGCUACUGUGGAACAUCCUUCUUCACGGUUGGUGAUGACAAAACUAUCAAGCAAUGGAAAAUGGCGGCACCAGCUUAUGGAGAGGAAGAGGAGCCACUUAAUACAAUUCUGGGCAAGACAGUCUUCACGGGGCUCGACCAUCACCAGAAGGACGGUGUGUUUGCAACAUGCGGCCAGCAGGUGGACAUCUGGGACGAGCAGAGGACCAGCCCCAUCCGCUCUUUCAGCUGGGGUGUAGACAGCUUCAGCUCUGUCAGCUUCAACCCCGUUGAGACUGAACUUCUGGCAAGCUGUGCCUCUGACAGAAGUAUAGUGCUGUAUGAUAUGAGAGAAUCAGCACCUCUUAAAAAGGUUAUCAUGACAAUGAGGAGCAACACAUUAUGCUGGAACCCAAUGGAAGCCUAUUACUUCACAUCUGCAAAUGAAGACUAUAACCUCUACACAUACGACAUGAGGUACCUGAACCGGCCAGUCAUAGUGCACAUGGACCAUGUGUCUGCAGUGCUGGAUGUGGACUAUUCUCCCACUGGCAAGGAGUUUGUAUCGGCCAGUUUUGACAAGACCAUUCGCAUCUUCCCCAAGGACGGUGGCCACAGCAGGGAAGUGUACCACACCAAACGCAUGCAGCACGUCAUCUGCGUAAAGUGGUCUGCAGAUAACAAGUACAUCCUGAGCGGUUCUGAUGAAAUGAAUAUCCGAUUGUGGAAAGCCAACGCAGCCGAGAAACUGGGAGUGCUGACCCCAAGAGAGAAGGUGGCCACCAACUACAGUCAGAAGCUGAAGGAGAAGUUCCAGCACCACCCCCAGGUCCGACGCAUCGCUCGCCACCGACAUCUACCCAAGAACAUCUUCCACCAGACCAAGGAGCUGAGGGUUAUGAAGGAGGCUCGCCGUAGAAAGGAGAGAAACGUCCGCAAGCACAGCAGACCGGGAAGCGUGCCGGUGGUGUCCGAGAAGGAGAAGCAUGUCGUGACUGUGGUCAAAUAAACAGAGCGUGGAAGACCCAGGAGCUGCAUUAGAGAGAUGAGGUGGAGCCUGAGAUCACACCCACACUGGACAUGUUUAUGUACAUUUAAAAAGAAAACGCAGCAUUUGGGCAAUUGCGGGAUCAACUUUUGAAGUGACAUGUUACUUGAAAGUACAAGGACACAGAAUGUAAAUGCAUAUUAACAACAAAUCAAAGUCUUCACCUUCCAUCAUUAAAGAAAUAGUUGGACGUUUUUGGAAAAUACACUUCCUAAAAUGGCAAACUUUUACUUUUUAAAAUCAAAAUCACUUCAUAUUAACACUGUGUAGUUGUGAGAUUCCCUUCACACAGGUUCUGAUGUAACUUCCAGUUGUGAUACUGUACUGUUUACGUUCCAUCACAGGAUCCAUAACCAACACAACAGUAUAAGUGUCCACUGUUUAAAAGACUGUCGGUUUACCCUGCGCCUAUUUACAUAAAUAUAAAAAUCAAUGUUCUCCAUGGUUUCAUUCAAGACCAGCAUUUCCAUGAAUGAGGUUCAAUAAAUGUGCCAUUGAUAAUUAAAACUACCAGAGAUGGUUUAAAGCUGUUGGUAAGCUUCAAAUGAACAAGGUGAUACGAUAUCUUGACCGACCACAUCUGUGACACUGUUAGGAAAUCCACACCAAAAAACCUGAUGUAACAGCCUCCUCCUGGACUUGCCCUCAAUCUUUCUCCAAGAACUCGGUUUGUGUUUUUUGCCUGUCUUCUUAGUUUAAAAUGUUUUAAAAAAAAGGGGCUACUAAGUGCUGCAUACUUUGGGACAGUCUCUCCAUGAAGUCCUUCAUGAAUACCUUCAGUUCAUAACAAAAAAUGUGAUGGAAGUAGCUAUCUGGAGAGAUUUCAAACGCUAUCUGAACCAGACCCUUCACUGCCAUCAGAAAAGGCUGCCAGAUGUUGUUGGACGACCCAACGAGCAUUUCUUUUGAAGGAUACUGAGGCCUUUAAUUUACUUUUUAUUUUUUUUUUAUUUUAAUUUAUCUCCAGUGACAUUUUUAAUUGUUUUCUCCUUCAGCCAUCGUAUCAGACGUCAAAUCCUGAAGUUUGUAAAAUAACUGGCCUGGUUUUUUGGCUUGCAAGCAAAAACAGUUAGUUACCAUUUCUUACUUCAGUUUUUCCGUUUGAUAUAUUUUGAAAUUCCUCAUGAAUGAGGUAACAUUUUUUUAGACAAUAUACUUCACUCAAAAUCUGUAUGUAUAUGUGAUUGACACAUUGUUUGCUGAUGUGUAUUUAUAAUAAACAUCGAAACUAA